AUGAGGAUUAAUUCACCACCACCACCGCCACCACUAGCAAACCAAAAGAGAAGAAGAAGAUCUCUUUUGGCCAAAGAUGACGGGAAAAGGAAAAGGAUGACGACGACGACGACGACUGAUUCACCCGCGAUGAAUUUAUCCUAUUUUAACAGUCGUAGUGAUAAUAAUGGCGAUGAUGAUGAUGAUGGUGAUGGUGAAAAAGGAUUAUUAUUAUUAUUGAAUGAUGAUGUUGAUGAUAGGAAAAGGACGACGACGACGACGACGACGAUGACAACUGAUUCGCCCGCGAUGAAUUUAUCCAAUCUUAAUGGCAAUGAUGAUGGCGAUGAUGACGAUGAUGAUGAUGAACAAGAAUUAUUAUUAUUAUUGAAUAAUAAUAAUGAUGAUGAUAGGAAAAGGACGACGACGACGACGACGACUGCGAUGAAUUUAUCCAAUCUUAAUGGCGAUGAUGAUGAUGAUGAUGAUGAUGAACAAGAAUUAUUAUUAUUAUUGAAUGAUGAUGGUGCUGAUAGGAAAAGGACAAGGACAAGGACGACGACGACGACGACGAACGAUUCACCACCCAUGUCCUCCUCUACUAAAGUUGAUGAAAAAGGGGGGGGAGGAUUAUUAUCAUCAUCAUUGAAUAGUGAUGAUAGAAACAUGAUGAUGAUGAUGAUGGAUAUAUCUAAAGAUGAUGAUAAAAAAGAAGAAGAAGAAGGAUUAUUAUUAUUAAAUAGAGAUAGAAAACAAGAAAAAAGGAAAGGAGAAUUGUUAAUGGAUAGUGUUGAUCCUGAUAUUAUUACUGGAUAUAACAUUAAUAAUUUCGAUUUAGCUUAUUUGAUAGAAAGAGCUCAGCAUUUGAAUUCUGAUCGAUUUUAUCUCAGUAGAAUUAAAAAUCUACAAUCUACCAUUGUGAAUAAAACAUUUGAAAGCAGACAAAUGGGAAAAAUGAUUAAUAAAAUGGUCAAUGUAGAAGGCCGAUGCGUUUUGGACGUAAUGAAUAUAAUCAAGAGAGAAUACAAGUUGCGUUCAUACGGUUUAAACGCCGUUGCUGAGCAUUUUUUAAAUGAACGAAAAGAUGAUAUUCAUCACACGGAAAUUUCAACUUUACACCAUACUAGCGCUCAAACGAGACAAAAACUGGCCAUUUAUUGUUUAAAAGACGCGUAUUUGCCUCUAAAAUUAAUCGAUAAAUUAAUGUUACUCGUUAACUAUAUCGAAAUGGCUCGCGUAACGGGCGUCCCUUUAUCCUUUAUCCUUACGAGAGGGCAGCAAGUUAAAAUCAUGUCUCAGUUACUUAGAAAUUGCGCGAUAGAAAAUUUUAUCAUUCCAUCGUGUCAAGGAAAACAAAAGGUUAAUGAUUAUCAGGGAGCGACAGUCAUCGAGCCUGCGAAAGGCUAUUAUAAUGACCCUAUUACUACGUUAGAUUUUUCAUCGUUAUAUCCAACGAUUAUUAUGGCUCAUAAUCUAUGUUAUUCGACUUUAUUAUUAAAGAAUAAUAAUAAUGAUAAUGAUGAUGAUGAUGAUCAUUAUAGUAGGCUAUCCAGUGAAGAUUAUAUUAAAACUCCAUCGGGUAAUUAUUUCGUUAAACCUCAUAUUCGCAAAGGGUUACUUCCCAAAAUUUUGGAAAAUUUACUAUCAGCGCGCAAAAAGGCUAAAGAUGAAUUGAAAAGGGAAACUGAUCCGUUGAAAAGAAAGGUAUUAGACGGUCGUCAACUAGCUUUGAAAAUGUCUGCCAACUCGGUGUAUGGUUUCACUGGCGCGCAAGUUGGUAAAUUACCUUGCGUAGAAAUUUCGCAAAGCGUCACAGCGUUCGGGCGUGAAAUGAUCAUGUUUACCAAAGACAAAAUCGAAGAAAAAUAUACAAACGCGAAGAUUAUCUACGGCGAUACGGAUUCAGUAAUGAUAAAUUUUGGUGUGAAAACUAUUCAAGAAGCUAUAACAUUAGGCCAAGUAGCUGCAUCGUACGUUACAACGUAUUUUACUAAACCUAUUAAAUUAGAAUUUGAAAAGGUAUAUUUCCCCUACCUGCUCAUUAAUAAAAAAAGGUACGCAGGAUUAUACUAUACGCGACCUGAUACUUUUGAUAAAAUUGAUUGUAAAGGAAUAGAAACAAUUAGGAGAGACAAUUGUCGUUUCGCCGCGCAUUUGAUCUCGGAAGUUUUAAAAAUGAUUCUUAUCGAAAGAGAUGUAGAAAAGGCCGUCGUUUUAGUAAAAAGUACUAUUAUAAUUAAUAUUACUUCUCUAAAUAUUAAAAAGGCCGAGUUGAAGUCUUUUUCAUAA
This is a messenger RNA of Macrobrachium nipponense, 2268 nucleotides long. RefSeq names its product DNA polymerase delta catalytic subunit-like. Bases 1 to 2268 code for a protein of 755 amino acids. Lineage: Eukaryota; Metazoa; Arthropoda; Malacostraca; Decapoda; Palaemonidae. Gene Ontology annotation, molecular function: DNA-directed DNA polymerase activity; nucleotide binding; DNA binding. Gene Ontology annotation, cellular component: delta DNA polymerase complex. Gene Ontology annotation, biological process: DNA replication proofreading; DNA-templated DNA replication; base-excision repair, gap-filling. The transcript has 2 exons. The record is from RefSeq and is a predicted model, not a curated record.